AGCUUCCGUUCACCGUCUUCUCUAAUCCGAGCUCACCCUAAAAAACAAAAUAUACACUCUUUUCGUCCACGUAAGACGUCAAGGACCUCGAUUUUUGAGCUCUACGUGUUCUUAUACACCCAAUUCGCUUUUUUCCGGGAAAAAACGACCGCUGUCAAGGAUCAGUGGCCAGCGACAAAAAAAGUCGCCGAUUUCUCCACCCGUAUACACGAUUCGUCUCGAAGAUUAUCGUAACUAGGUUUAAAGGGCAUCCAUCCUUUUCCUCCUUGUGCCUUCCCAAUUCACGCGCCUGUUUGUUGUUUAAAGCCUCGAUUGCAGGAGUUCGUCUGCUUUCACGAGCUUUAUCUUCCCCGUCCACACUCACACUCUUGCAACACUCUUCGAAUAAGACUUAGUGUCCGUUCUUCCUUUUAGCGAUUGUAUGUGCUCGUUACAAAUUUUGCAGAUUAACGAGCAAUGUCUUCAAAAGAUGCAGGACGCCGGACAAAGUCAUUUACGAGAACUGUGGCAAGUCGUUACUCAUUGUUCCAGCUUUGUAGCCGCAGGUUACCGACUUGAAAAUGCCCUGUGGCGCUUGUGGAACUCUGAGGCUUCAUUACUGCUACAGAGAAAAUCUCUCAAAACGGAUCCAAGUUCAACUGCUUCCAGCAAUGGCCAACGUACUUCCUCCCACUGUUCAGAUACUCCUAUGGAUUCUCGUAGCAUCCAUCAGCACUCCUUUAACAAAUUCAUGGCCUUUUACGGCACUUUGGACGACGACGGCUCAGAACAUUCACUGGCGUUUCCUAAAAAGCAACUCAACUUCUCCCUCCACAAAAAUGCUUCUCCUCUGCGCAAAGACUCCAAAGGUCUGCUUUCUCAAGAUGCGCUCGAAAAGAGCGUAGUGCCUUCCAAGAGUCGCAUACCGUCUAAAUCUUCAGCACCCCCAGCAACCAUUGUCCCUUCCAACCAUCAACAACAUUCGGCACCCAAACGUCCUUCAGCAUCUACGGCUCAAAUGGAAUCUCUCAAUUCCUCCGUCAAGAAGGAUGUUUGUAGUAGCAGUGUUCUUCCAAACGGUCGUAUACAUUUGAGUCGCCGCAAGACUGGACCUGCUGUUGCUUCGCAGUCGAGCGUCAAGGGAAACGCCAAUGCUGGCUCUCUUCCACGUCGUUCUUCCAACGUGAGCCUUUCAGCGGGCAGACGUCAAGCUGCUCGUACACGCUCCUCUCACAACAUUCGCCCUGCUCGUAGCAACUCCCCACAGAAGCAUAACACACCGCCCGCAAUUGUUCUGGAACCAAAUGAAGUUAUUUGCGGCUUUGAAGCUUCUGCAUUCACUCGACCAAACAGUCAUCUACCAAGGCUUCGUCCGUUAACACCUUUGGUCCCGACCAAAUCUUCCAUGGCCAGGCUUACGGAAAGAAGGCCAACGUCUAAGCAGGGUGCUACUUUAGCCGUGCCCACUCAUUCUUCCUCUCCAGACAAGAAGCUGUCACACGUAUCCGAACAACCUACUGUCAGCACGAAUGGCCAUCAGAAAUGCGUACCUCCCGGUCAUGAAGACGUUCCGCAUAAAGGCAUGUUCUACUUUCAGAACAGUGUUUCGGAUGAUGAUGUUUCUGGGCAUUCGCAAUCUGUCGCACAAGAUGCGAAUACUGUCGACAACGUGGGUAAUCCUAAUGGCUUACGUGCUCACGAAACAAAGUCUCGUAAUAAACAGUCUACAGACGCACCAAAUGCUGCGCGCACUUCCGACAAUGAUGACGAAUGGUCUUCUGACAGUGACAGUUUCGAGCCACAUGUUUUCAGAAAAAUAGAUUCAUCUCUCGAACGUCCAAGUCUACAUUCACAUAAAAGCAUUCUCUCCGAACUACUAGGCUCUCACUCAUACAAAGGCAGCAACGUUAAGCUUCCAGCUGAAUUUAAUGAAACAGAAAUUAAUAUGGAAGACGAUGCCGUUGCAUCGUCUGACGAUGAAGCUGAUUUCGACAAGGAUUUCCCUGCGAUCCCGAUGGUAUCUAAACGUUCCUUUAAUAUUCAACACGAGACUUCGCCCGAAGCCGUACGUCGUCAAAUGCUAUCAACCGAGCUGUCUGAGAGUUUGAAACAGAGCCUGCUUUGGGACAAACAACAGAAGAAGAAGACCAGUUCCGCUUUCUUGAGUCGGCAUCUCACAAGCGAAGUACCUCAACCUCAGGAGUUUACGGAUUUCAAUGGAAACCAAGUCUCGUCCAUGAAAUCGUUUUUUCAAGGAGACCCAGCAUCCGUUUGGUAGAAGAAUCGGACCUACAAUGAACAAGCACAGUAUUUCUUUUUAAACCGGUUUGUUGCUCGUUCAUCUUUAAAUUUCAAAUUCAUCUCUGCAUCCGUCUCCCUUCCAUUCUCAUGCGUCUCCGAUUUAUGUUUCCCGAUUUUUUUCCCAUUACCAUUUAACGUUCCCUUUCUUUAAUGCAAUGAUGUUUUCCAUUUCCUGUCAGUGACAAUUUCUCUCGUCUUUAUAGCUGCUAAGACAAAAAGUUUUGAUUUGAAUAUUCUUCUUCUGCAAGAAGGCAAUAUAAAAACGAAGAAGGAGGGUUGUUUCACAUUUUUUGUAACCAAAAAUCAUUUAAAAAAGAUAAUUUAACAUUGUAAGUAAUGAAAACCCAAUUUUAAUUUUUUUUCUAUACCUAAAUAAUAGUAAGAAAAUAGUAUGUUUGAAAAAAACAAUUUUCAACACAUUUAGUGAUAAAUAUGACCUUUCACAAGAAGCAUUAGG
Schizosaccharomyces japonicus yFS275 is the source of this 2737-nucleotide messenger RNA. RefSeq lists its product as hypothetical. Lineage: Eukaryota; Fungi; Ascomycota; Schizosaccharomycetes; Schizosaccharomycetales; Schizosaccharomycetaceae. The coding region runs from base 422 to 2257 and encodes 611 amino acids. The record is from RefSeq and is a predicted model, not a curated record. The transcript has a single exon.